Corythoichthys intestinalis (scribbled pipefish) is the source of this 2756-nucleotide messenger RNA. RefSeq names its product v-Ki-ras2 Kirsten rat sarcoma viral oncogene homolog (gene kras). Bases 385 to 1068 code for a protein of 227 amino acids. Gene Ontology annotation, biological process: Ras protein signal transduction. Lineage: Eukaryota; Metazoa; Chordata; Actinopteri; Syngnathiformes; Syngnathidae. The transcript is spliced from 6 exons. The record is from RefSeq and is a predicted model, not a curated record. Gene Ontology annotation, molecular function: GTP binding; GDP binding; GTPase activity. Gene Ontology annotation, cellular component: plasma membrane.
AAAAUACAUACAAAACAAUUACAUCUGAAGAUAUCAGUCACUAAAUCAGAGGAGAACGGGUGCCAAAGCGGUGUGGGCCAAAGUGGAAUCAGCAGCGAUGCUUUGUGGGUAAAGUGCGUCCCGGUAUCCGCCCAUAUUCACCAAAAGGAGGCCAACCUGAGCAGCUAGGCCGGUCGACGUUGGGACAAAUGGAAAGUUCAAUCGAUUAAUUUGCACACUAGUUUUCGCCUCUUCCCGCGUGCUUGCCACCGAGUAGACAGAUCUAAUGCGGGUGUUUCGUCGUGGACCAGGCAAUGCAGACAUCGUGUGAAACCAGAGGACGAUCAGCUUGACUCAUUUAGUCGCCACUUUAGACGCGGAACUCCAUUCGUUUAAAGGUGAAUCAUGACGGAAUAUAAAUUGGUUGUGGUGGGAGCUGGUGGCGUUGGCAAGAGCGCACUCACCAUUCAGCUCAUCCAGAAUCACUUUGUGGAUGAAUAUGACCCCACCAUUGAGGACUCUUACAGAAAGCAAGUGGUGAUUGACGGGGAGACGUGCUUGCUGGACAUCCUUGACACUGCAGGUCAGGAAGAGUACAGCGCCAUGAGAGAUCAGUAUAUGAGGACAGGGGAGGGCUUCCUCUGUGUCUUUGCCAUCAAUAACACGAAGUCUUUUGAGGACAUUCACCACUACAGAGAGCAGAUAAAAAGGGUGAAGGACUCCGAGGAUGUCCCCAUGGUGCUGGUGGGCAACAAGUGUGACCUCCCGUCCAGGACAGUGGACACCAAACAGGCUCAGGAUUUAGCUCGGAGCUACGGCAUUCCCUUUAUAGAGACCUCAGCCAAAACCAGACAGAGAGUGGAAGAUGCCUUUUACACUCUGGUUCGGGAGAUCAGGCAGUACCGCGUCAAUAAGCUCAGCAAGGAAGAAAAGACGCCGCGCUGUGUCAAGCUUAAAAAGUGUGUUGUGAUGGGAGUCGACGAUGCCUUUUACACGUUAGUACGAGAAAUUCGCAAGCAUAAGGAGAAGAUGAGCAAGGAGGGCAAAAAGAAGAAAAAGAAGUCCAAGACAAAGUGCACACUCAUGUGAAUAAUCAGUCAUUUUCCAGACAGACUAAAAAAAGAAACUAUGUUGAACAGAAAAAGUAAUACAUUUUUGUACAUCACACUAAAUUAUUAGCCUUUUUCUCAAUACCCACUGUAACUAAUACUAAACUUGACCCACUUUGUCUGCCUUGCUAUUCCUUGCUACUUUGACCCCAAUAAGCUUUAUUUCCUCUUUUAGUGCCAGUUUCUCACAUGCAUUGGUUUGGUUUUACUGGGUGAUGUUGAUUUAACUCCCUCCAAGCUGUUGGUAAACUGCAUCACCGCACAUGCCUGUCGACCUUUUGAUUCCUUAGUCCUUUGGCAAAAGGUUGUCUCAUGGCAUGCCAAAGAAUGACUAUUCAUCCCUCAAAUGUGCUAUUGUCACUGAUAUGUAUGCAUGAAAUCCUUUACUAGACUUAAAUUGUUCUUACAACUUAAAAUGGAUACUAUUUUUUUGGGUUUUGUAUCUGGUGGCACUAUUUCACCUAAUUUUUGUUUGCAUGCAUUUUGGCUCGGAUGACAUGCGUAUAGCAAACUGCCUCUAGUUGAUGGCGGCGGCAGCAAUGACUGCUGGCCCAAGUCAAAACGAGUCUAGUUAAGUCUUCAGUAAUGUUUGUACAUGACUAAUUGUAUGAUCCUCUAGCCUUGUACUUUAUUUGCCAGGUUUCACACGUCCAUAAAAGUAACACCUUAUUUCUCAUGUGACGUUAUUGUUUAUACCUUUAAAGAUCUGACAUUGGGAUUCUCUACAUUAUACAUCUGUUAACCUUAUAGCUUAAAAGCAGAUAUUACUAAUGUGUAGGACCACAUUUUUAUUUUUUGGUUAAACAUGAGGCCGUCGUUAUUUUGGGGUAAAAUGAAAUUUUCUUUCUGCUAGACCGAAAGUGGUGUUCAGGUUGUGUUCAGUAUGAUGCGCCUUUCCAUGGUCCUGCUUCAUCAACGGGUCUCCAAAAUGAUUUUUUUUUUUUUUAGAUUUUGCUUAAAGAAUUUAAAACCCUGAAGUGUUGGGAUUGUUUCAGUCCACCUUUGGGUAGAAAUCAUCCAGCAGACUAGUAGUUCACUGUUAGUGACUGACUAGUGUGUUGUCUUGAUGUAUAAAUGAGGCACAAAUUAACAGAAUCGCUUUAAUUUUCAAUUGAGUUUAUUUGCAGAAAGCAGUUUGAAUGGCAGCACCCCAUUUGAACACUUUUUUUAAUCAGUGUUUGCUGUUUAAAGGUUAGUGACCCAUGUUUGCCAACACUGCACAGGCCACACAGGGUGUUACUCCACCGUUUGAGCUCCGACCACUGGGGGUCAGCCGAAACAUAUUUUAAAAGCUGUUAAAGGUUGUCUUUUACAAAACCUGUUGAAGUGUUUAGGUUUUAAUCCAUGAUUGUGUGCCAACAGUUGAUUUCUCACAUGAAUCACUUCAACAUUGAUCAUAUGUUAACAACUUUUGUAUAGUUGUGAUACUGAAAGGUGCAUAUUUUGUAAAUUGGUGUCUUUGCAGAAUGUUGCUUUGAUGGAAUUUCUCUGCGCUUUGUGUGUGACUAGUGUGUCUGUGUCCUGGGUUAGGGAAGUGAAUGAAUGGCCACUUUGCUACUUGGAGUGGUGAGCUGAUUUCAAAUGCGACUAUUUUUUAUUUUAUUUUAUUUUUGCCAUGAAUCUCACCACUCCUAUUUAAUGUCUAUUAAAGAACAAAAGGAAGCGGUC